CAUGUGUGCACACACACACACACACACACACACACACACACACACACAUACAAUGUCAGGCGUGCCAAGAAAAACAGGGGUGGACUAGUUCCUUAACCACUCAGCUCUCAGACUUUGUGAAGACAGAGCCUCAGACUGACACAUCAGGUCACUGACCAGCCUCGAAGGUUACAUCUGCACCUCUCAUCACUGCCCACCAUGCUCCUGUACCUGCUCUUUCCAGCCUUAAUCUUCGGUAUUGUGGAAUCGCAAACAGGCAACGUGACAGACGAAGAGCUGGGCACAUUUAAGGAGAAACUGGGUCAGCUGGGCAACCAGACAUUCAAUGUAUCCAUCAAGGAUGACAGUAGCAUGAAACCAGACGUGACAUCCCCGUUGUACAAGGAUGAGCUGAGUGAACUUAAGGGUGAACUGGGGCUUCCAGUGAAUGAAACAGUUGAUGUAAUCACCGAGAAUGAUGAGUGUUUUCAGGACCAGGAGCAGUACCGUCCACGCAUGCAUUGCAAUGAGAGCUUGCUGGUGGAGUACAGUCACAAAUUCUGUGGUGCAGCAUUUCAUAACAGUAUGCAGACUAUCAGCACAGAAAACUGGUGUGAUCUGAAUUAUAUCAUCCGCCCAUACAACGACAUGACAUUAUGCAUGGAGGAGCUGUCGGGUUUGGUAGAGUGCUAUUACCCAAACCCCAAUGUUCAAGACUUCUUCCUAGACAUCCACUCCCAGUAUUUCCAAAACUGUUCUGAGGAAGAGCUGCUGCUGUUGGACCCACCGCACGAGGUGGUGGUCAUCCUCACUCUCAUCCCCGUAAGCCUCAUCCCUGUCUUGGUGUUCCUGGUGGUUUGGAAAAGUAAAGUCCGUGAGUGACUUCUGUGAUGUGACGUCAAAAUAUACAGCAGGAUUAAAGCCAUAUCAUAUGAAUUUUGAGAUGUAAUGGAUGGUAAACCCAGUUCAUCCACAGUCCACCUGCACACUAAUACAUUCAAUUUUGUACUCAGAAAAAGAGAAGGAGAAACAGAGGGGUACUAGAUAGAUAGAUAGAUAGACAGAUAGACAAAUAGAUAUAUAUUUUGAGUUAAAUAUAUGGAAGGAAGAGGGACUAGAGGGAGGAUGGGGUCACCAAAGUUAAUAAGUAUCAUCAUCUAGCCAGUAUCAAUGUUGCAACCAAAUUUCAGGUCAAUGCAAAAAGAGAUACUAGAGAAUUAUGAAUUCCUGUGGGUGAUAGGGACAGUAGUCCCAGUUUUGUAUUUAAACAAUAAAAAUGCAUCUUAUUAUGCUUAAUGGUAAUUCAACGGCUGGGUGGAUUACGUCUUUGUUGAAUCAAAUUGCCUCGUUGACAGAUACUGUAAGGUAAGGUAAAGUAAUACUCAUAAUGCAUGCACUUGUCCUGAGUAUGAACCUUACAGUAUAUGUAAUGGCAUUAAAUUUAAUAUGCUACUGUUAAUGUUAAUGAGGAUCUUUUUUUUUUAUUGUUGUGUAUACAAAAUCAAUCUUUUUUUUUUUACAGCUUUAUAAC
Molecule: messenger RNA, 1510 nt
Organism: Myripristis murdjan (pinecone soldierfish)
Lineage: Eukaryota; Metazoa; Chordata; Actinopteri; Holocentriformes; Holocentridae
Product: receptor activity-modifying protein 3
Exons: 5
Coding region: 199-861 (220 amino acids)
Biological process (GO): protein localization to plasma membrane; G protein-coupled receptor signaling pathway; calcium ion transport
Cellular component (GO): cell surface; membrane; signaling receptor complex
Molecular function (GO): coreceptor activity
Source: RefSeq, a predicted model, not a curated record